AUGAAGGUGCUGGUGGUGUUGGCGGGCAAGAUGAUCUCCUUCAAGGGCGCCGGCUCCGUUUUCACCACUCCUCUUGAGACUCACCUUGCCAUGGCAGGAGCUAGUGCCCAAAGUCUUUAUGCUUGCAGCUCAUCUCAGUUUGGACCAAGCGCUUUUCAAGUGUUCGGCCGCCAUAUGUUACUAAUCAAUUGGACAGAACAGAUUAAAAGGAAAACUCUCUGGCUUACGACAUCUCUGCAUUCAAGCCUUGGCAUCAUUGCUGCACAUCUCGGUUCCCUGGGGGCCUUACCAUCUGUUGAACCGCCAUGUAGAGUAGUUGUGGACACAGGCGAUCCGGCAUCAGACUGCUGGACUUUAUACUCUUUGGGUCUACAUACAAAUCACCAGGUGAUCAUCUUGGGCAAAGAGCUUAAUGCUUUUACGCUUCAAGCUUCUUCCCCACAUUUUUCUCUUUCAGCUGUCCCCUUUCCUCCGAGUCACCGGCUUACAGCAAAAGAAGUAUUCGAUAACGAUGGGAAACCUCGUGUGGAUAUCUUAAAGGCACAUCUCAUGAAGGAGGGCAGGCUGGAAGAGAGUGUUGCAUUGAGAAUAAUAACAGAAGGGGCUUCAAUUCUUCGACAGGAAAAAAAUUUGCUGGAUAUCGAUGCACCAGUCACAGUUUGUGGGGACAUCCAUGGACAAUUCUUUGAUUUGAUGAAGCUUUUUGAAGUGGGAGGAUCUCCUGCCAACACUCGCUACCUCUUCCUAGGGGACUAUGUUGACAGAGGGUACUUCAGUAUCGAAUGUGUGCUGUAUUUGUGGGCCUUGAAAAUUCUUUACCCCAAAACACUGUUUUUACUUCGUGGAAAUCAUGAAUGUAGACAUCUAACAGAGUAUUUCACAUUUAAACAAGAAUGUAAAAUAAAGUAUUCAGAACGCGUAUAUGAUGCCUGCAUGGAUGCCUUUGACUGCCUGCCCCUGGCUGCCCUGAUGAACCAACAGUUCCUGUGUGUACAUGGCGGUUUGUCUCCAGAGAUUAACACUUUAGAUGAUAUCAGAAAAUUAGACCGAUUCAAAGAACCACCUGCUUAUGGACCUAUGUGUGAUAUCCUGUGGUCAGACCCCCUGGAGGAUUUUGGAAAUGAGAAGACUCAGGAACAUUUCACUCACAACACAGUCAGGGGGUGUUCAUACUUCUACAGUUACCCAGCUGUAUGUGAAUUCUUACAGCACAAUAACUUGUUAUCUAUACUCCGAGCCCAUGAAGCCCAAGAUGCAGGGUAUCGCAUGUACAGGAAAAGCCAAACAACAGGCUUCCCUUCUCUAAUUACAAUUUUUUCAGCACCAAAUUAUUUAGAUGUAUACAAUAACAAAGCUGCAGUAUUGAAGUAUGAGAACAAUGUCAUGAACAUCAGGCAAUUCAACUGUUCUCCACACCCAUACUGGCUUCCAAAUUUCAUGGAUGUUUUCACUUGGUCCCUGCCAUUUGUUGGAGAAAAAGUGACUGAAAUGCUGGUAAAUGUCCUCAACAUCUGCUCAGAUGAUGAACUAGGGUCAGAAGAAGAUGGAUUUGAUGGCGCAACAGCCGCAGCCCGGAAGGAGGUGAUAAGGAACAAGAUCCGAGCAAUAGGCAAAAUGGCCCGAGUGUUCUCAGUUCUCAGAGAAGAGAGUGAGAGCGUGCUAACACUGAAAGGCUUGACUCCCACCGGCAUGCUCCCCAGCGGAGUGCUUUCUGGAGGGAAGCAGACACUGCAAAGCGCUACUGUUGAGGCUAUUGAGGCUGAUGAAGCCAUCAAAGGAUUUUCACCACAACAUAAGAUCACUAGCUUCGAGGAGGCCAAGGGCUUAGACCGAAUUAAUGAGAGGAUGCCACCCCGCAGAGACGCCAUGCCCUCUGACGCCAACCUUAACUCCAUCAACAAGGCUCUCGCCUCAGAGACUAACGGCACGGACAGCAAUGGCAGUAAUAGCAGCAAUAUCCAGUGACCACUUCCUGUUCACUUUCUUUUUUUUUUUUUUUUUUGAGCUGCAGGGCAUGAUGGGAUUGCUGCCUAUCAGCAGUUGGGUGUUCUUGCCUCUGACGGUAGCUUAUUUGCUCUGGGGGCCAGGAAUUGGAUUCAGUUUACACUAUCAUUAAAAAAAGAGGGAGAGAGAUAAUAAACUAUAUUUUGGUAGAGGUGGUGAUUAAACACCUCUUUGGGGUAUGCCUUUUAAAAAUGCUUAUAGGAAAAAAAUUUAAAAAGAAAGCUAACGCUAGUAUAUACUGCAAUGUUAGGGGAAUGAACAUGUUUUCCUACUGCAUUGGGGACUUCUAGAUAGGUUAAUGAAAGGUCUUUUAUUAUGUUACUGGACACGAAAACUUUGUCUAAUUUCUUACUCUAUUGUACGUUUACAGUUGCAGCACUAAAAAUGGAUGACAUCAAACAUUUUUAACAAAAUGAUGUACAAACUAAAUAAGGACUAUUUAUUGAUAAUGUUUUGCUACUCUUGUCAGACAAUGGCUAUAAAAUGAAUUAGGCAGUCUUAAAAAAAAAACAGAAAAAGAAAAAAAAAAGAAUGUUGCAAAUUUGUUAAAAUGCCAAAAAGGACAGUUUAAUUUUGUACAGAUUAUGCUUACCUCAGGUUUCUUUAGUGUGCUUGAAUGCUCUUCUUUCCAUAUAACACUUAUCUUAUUAAUUUAGCAAUGAAUAUCAUUUCUUUUCUUUUAAGUUUUAAAAAAACUGGAAUAAUUACAUCUAUCUUUUUUUGCUGUUUAUAUUUAGGGUUUUUUUUUUUGUUGAUAAAUCAAGUCUUGGUUGUGGCUUGCCGAAUUAAAUAUUUAUGAGUGGUGCAUUUUUAAGUAUAGUGAACAAGACACCAUAUUAAGUACAGUGAUAAAGCAUCUAUAUUCUGUAAAAAAAAAAAAAUCUGCCUAUGCAUGUUUUUUAAGAAAAAAAAAAAAUGGCUGUAUCGGCCUGUAUGGGACUGUAAUGCGCUUAGUGGUCUGACAUAUACUGGAAAUGUAUGUAUACUGGCGUACUUUAUAUUCUCUAAAAUGCUUAAUGCCUUUGAAAUUUUGUAAUCAAAAAAGCUUUGGAAAAAUCUAAAGGGGAGAGUAUUCUUAAAAGUUUUUAACAUAAGCUUGUCAAUGCACAUAUAGAUGGUUAGCAUGUUUAGCAACCCUUGUGAAAUUUAAAUAAGUUUGUAGUUACAUGUGAAACUCUAAAUGCAUGGUAACUUAAUGUCAUCACGGUUUAGUUCUUUCGUUCUGUUCUGUCAUGUGCCACAAAAUAUGUACUUUUUUCACUUUUUUCCCUUUGUAUAUCAGUUACGGGUUACAACUGGUUCAUUCUGAAAACAACAAGAGUCCAUUCAUAUUUUUUAACAAUUGUAUAAGUGCCCAAGUAAUUCACUACAGCCUAAAGCCUUGCCUUUGUAAUUUGACUUCUGAAAUGUUGGCAAUCAAAGCAUGCACUUGUAACAAUGACAAAGACAAAGCAUUUUAUAUUACUACUCAAUAAAAUGUGCAUGAACUUAAA
Messenger RNA from Hyaena hyaena (striped hyena), 3497 nucleotides. RefSeq names its product protein phosphatase 3 catalytic subunit alpha (gene PPP3CA). The transcript has 17 exons. Bases 1 to 1965 code for a protein of 654 amino acids. The record is from RefSeq and is a predicted model, not a curated record. NCBI's taxonomy places the organism in Eukaryota, Metazoa, Chordata, Mammalia, Carnivora, Hyaenidae. Gene Ontology annotation, cellular component: cytoplasm; calcineurin complex; cytosol. Gene Ontology annotation, molecular function: calmodulin-dependent protein phosphatase activity; calmodulin binding. Gene Ontology annotation, biological process: calcineurin-NFAT signaling cascade.